Cuscuta campestris is the source of this 2715-nucleotide messenger RNA. The record is from the annotation of a GenBank genome assembly. Lineage: Eukaryota; Viridiplantae; Streptophyta; Magnoliopsida; Solanales; Convolvulaceae.
UUCCGUCGCUUCAAAAACAGAUCUAUACUCUCUUCCUUAGUCAGUUUCACCGACAGACAGAAAGAAAAGGGUCUGCCGCCGAGUGGAGUCUGAGGUCUGCUGUCCAAAUCGUCGUCGAAUCUCCUCCGCCGCUCCGUCCGCUCGUCGUCUCCGCCCGCCACCAUCAACCGCCGGUCCUCCUUGCCGUCCGGUCAUCGUCGGUUCUUCAUCCCAGAAGAAACAACAGCUCCUUCUGCCCCGAAGACAAAGAAAAGUUUCAAAAGGAUAGUUGGUGGUCUGUUGGCGAGAAAAGGCAAGAGUACCUCUACAAGUACAGCAACGCAUCACCUCCUCCUUCCCACGUAAUCUUGCAAUCAAACAUCAGAAAAGGAGGAUUCUUUCAUUUUGUCAUUUCUUUAUGGAGGGUCAUUUUGGUCUGAAAAGGGGAAAAGCUGGCGGUUUCAAAUAGAGCUUUUGGCAGAACCUAUCACUGCCUCAACAAUAGUCACAUUUGGCGUGGAAAGCAAUGGGCAGUAAGUGGACAAUUCAUGGAAUCCAAUUCUCAUAUCUUGCCCUUUUGAUUCUUAUCGCGGAUGUCCAUGGAUGUUGCUCUCUUAACUCAGAAGGAUUGGCUUUGUUGGAAUUCCGAGCAAGAGUUGAAUAUGAUCCACAUGGAGUUCUUGAGGAUUGGAAUGCCGAUAAUUGUGACCCAUGUAUGUGGUCCGGCAUUCAUUGUGAUGACGGUAAAGUGCAAGUGCUGGACCUUAAUGGGCAAGAUCUGAAGGGAACAAUAGCACCCAAACUUGGAAAUCUUUCUCACUUGAAAAUGCUUGUACUCUCCAAGAACCAUUUUUCGGGUGUAAUUCCUCAAGAAAUUGGACAACUCGAAAUGUUGGAAGUCUUGGAUUUGAGGGAUAACAACUUGAGUGGAUCCAUUCCAGCACAGAUAGGAGGCCUGCAGUUACUAAGAAGCUUGUUGCUUUGUAACAAUAACUUUGAAGGAAGCAUUCCUUCAGAGAUUGGGAGUCUUGCUUUUUUAACUGAUAUGCAAUUUGACCAGAAUCUCACUUCUGAGUUUGCUUCAGGGACUGGCUGCAUUAGUAGAAAGUUUGGGGAUUGUAUUUGGCAUGUCAGCUGGAAUCCAUUGACGAAAGCAAAGUUCUUGAUUACACCUGUGAAAAAGGCAAUCAUAAGUUACUUCAACCUUUUAUCACUUUUCAGUCUUGGAGAAGGACCUUUGAACAAAAAUGCCCGCUUCUUCUCUAAUGAGCUGCCACCUGGUUCACUUACACCACAUUUGGUCAAGACUCUAGAGAAUCGACCCUACCCCACACGGCGCAAGUUGCUUGAAGAAUCAAGUAAUAUUGCUGCUCCACCCGCCGCGAAUGUGGGGUCCCCAGCAUUGAGUAAUCUCAUCACUCAGCCAUGCAACAGAAGUAGUGGAUCAUUUCCUGCCGUGGCCGGGAAGAAAGCAAAAUCCCCAGCACAGCCACUUUCACCACCGCCACACCACCACAACACAACAAAUCCCAGUGGUACCCAACAAGAAAGUGACCAUCAACCUCCGGUUUCUGGGAAUAGAUGGAAGUAUAUGAUUGGGAUUUUCACAGCAGUUUUCUCCCUCAUUGUUGCUGUGGCAAUCAUAUUUGUUUGUAGAUGCAGGGCAGCAAGGUCCAUUGGCCCUUGGACAACUGGAUUGAGUGGGCAGUUGCAGAAAGCGUUUGUUACAGGUGUCCCGAAGCUGAACAGAGCUGAGCUAGAAACAGCAUGUGAAGAUUUCAGCAAUAUUAUAACCACUCAUGCUGCUUUCACAAUGUACAAAGGAAACCUUUCAAGUGGGGUGGAGAUAAACGUGGUUUCAACUGCCGUAACAUCUCUAAAAGACUGGUCCAAACGCGCAGAGAACGCUUUCAGAAAGAAGAUUGACACUCUUUCGCGGAUCAACCAUAAAAAUUUCGUUAACCUCAUUGGGUAUUGCUCUGAGGAUGAGCCUUUUACUCGAAUGAUGGUGUUUGAGUAUGCUCCAAAUGGAAGCCUUUUUGAGCAUCUACAUGUAAAAGAAGUUGAACAUCUGGACUGGAAUACAAGGAUGAGGGUUGCAAUGGGGACUGCAUAUUGUAUUGAGUACAUGCAUGAUUUGAUUCCGCCUGUGUCUCAUUCAAACCUCACGUCUAAAACCAUAUUCUUGACCGACGAUUAUGCUGCUAAGAUUGCGGAGAUCAGUUUCUGGGAGGAACUAGCAUCCAAGUCGAAAUGCGGGGACGGCGAAGAGCAUUCUGAACUCCCACCACUUGCUGAUCCUGAAACAAACAUCUACAGCUUUGGACUUCUCUUGUUGGAGAUAGUUUCUGGGAAACUCCCUUUCUCAGAGGAACAAGGCCCUCUUCUCAACUGGGCUGCACAAUACAUGAAUGACAGGAGAAGUGUGAGCAAAAUGGCGGACCCAACAUUGAAAUCGUUCAAGGAAGAAGAGUUAGCCGCGGUGUGCGAGGUGAUCCAGGAAUGCGUGCAACAAGACAGCAGGAAGAGGCCGACGAUCAAAGAAGUCAUUGAGAAACUGAGGAAAGUCGGCGACAUCUCUCCCCAGGCUGCUUUUCCCAGAGACUCUCCCCUCUGGUGGGCUGAACUUGAGAUUCUUCAAGCUGAGUCCCUCUAGUUUUAAUUAGUUUCCCCUUCCCCUCUUUGCACUCUUAAGUUAAUUUAAAAGAAGAAGAAGAAGAAAAAGGAUUAAUCCUU